AUGACAUAUAAUCCAUACUACGAGCAGAGCCAGGCUGCUCAAGCCCGAUAUCCACAGGGGCAAAGACAAAUGCAACAGACACCGGCGGAUCCUCGUUACCAACAGCAAUACGGGCAAACUGCACCUCAAGGACCGGCAUAUGCAGGGUUUGCGGACCCACGCGCUUCGAUGGCCUUUCAAUUUGGGCAAAGUGCAUUGAACCAAUUCAUUGGGUCCGAAAACUUCAACCAAUUCCAGGAGACAGUGCAGCGGGCGACCGGCGGAGGAGACCUUUCGCACUACUUCCAGGUCUCGAACUCGUAUGUGUUCCAAAAGCUGAAGGUGAUGCUGCUGCCCAUGCUCCACAAGCAGUGGCAGCGGAUCCCGGACACGAACAACUCUUUUCAGCCGCCGCGUAGCGACAUUAACUCACCCGACAUGUACGUCCCUCUGAUGGGCCUGGUGACCUACAUUUUAGCUUGGAACCUGGAGCAGGGGCUGCAUGGCUCCUUUGACCCCGAGAACCUGUACUUUAAGCUAUCUUCAACGCUGGCGUAUCUGGUAUUGGACUUGGCGAUCCUCAAGUUAGGGUUGUACUUGCUCGUACCUAUCAAUUCGAAGACGACGUCGCUCGUUGAACUUGCAUGCUACGUCGGGUACAAGUUUGUGCCGCUAAUCUUCGCGAUGCUUCUCCCUCGGCAGCCGGUUUGGGCGACGGUAUUGGGCAAGUUCUAUCUGUUCAUGGCUUUUGGAAUCUUUCUGCUGCGCUCCGUGAAGUUCAACCUGUUCAACGACACUGCUAACGAUGUGAAUACCGUCAAGAAAUCCGUCGUCAAGAAAUGCAACUACUUCCUGUUUUUCUACGGUGUGGUGCUACAGAGCGGCCUGAUGUGGCUAAUGGGCUAG
Messenger RNA from Eremothecium gossypii ATCC 10895, 885 nucleotides. RefSeq names its product protein transporter YIF1 (gene YIF1). Gene Ontology annotation, biological process: endoplasmic reticulum to Golgi vesicle-mediated transport. The record is from RefSeq and is marked provisional. The transcript has a single exon. The coding region runs from base 1 to 885 and encodes 294 amino acids. Lineage: Eukaryota; Fungi; Ascomycota; Saccharomycetes; Saccharomycetales; Saccharomycetaceae. Gene Ontology annotation, cellular component: endoplasmic reticulum-Golgi intermediate compartment; COPII-coated ER to Golgi transport vesicle; Golgi membrane.